AUGGACCCAGCUCAGGCAGCCGAGCUGUCCGCGACAGUGGCCGAGAAGAUUCUGCUCUACCGAAAGGAUGAGAGCGGGUGGAAGACGUGUCGGAGCGGCAAUGAAGUUACAGUUUCUUGGAGGCCUUCUUCGGAGUUUCCUGGGAACCUGUACAAAGGCGAAGGAAUAAUAUAUGACACCCUUGAUCGGGUGUGGAAAUUCUUAGAUCCAGCAAGAAAUGCACUUCGGGUAAAAUGGGAUCAGAAUGUGAAGGACUUUCAAAUUCUAGAAGUAAUCAAAGAUGAUCUCUUCAUAACCAGAACAAUCACACCAUCAGCUGCCAUGAAACUCAUUUCUCCUAGAGACUUUGUGGACCUGGUACUAGUCAAAAGAUAUGAUGAUGGGACUAUAACCUCUAAUGCUACCAAUGUGGAAUAUCUGCCUUGUCCUCCUCAAUCAGGUUAUGUAAGAGGGUUUAAUCAUCCCUGUGGUUGCUUUUGUGAACCUGUUCCAGGGGAACCAAACAAGACCCACGUUGUCAGUUUCUUUCAGACUGACCUCAGUGGCUACCUUCCCCAGACUGUGGUGGAGUCCUUUUUCCCUCACAGUAUGGCUGAAUUUUAUAAUAAUCUUCAAAAAGCGGUGAAAAAACUUCAAGUAUGACACUAUUCUCCAUGGAGAAACACCCCGUCUAACCCAUUCAGAAACUGGAGUUGCUGGGACACAAGUGAGAUAUUGAAGGCAGAACUGUUUGGGCUUUCCUUUCUAAAUAAAAUAAAGAAGAUGAAGAAGACCAAGAUAGCCAAUGGGGAUUCUGCUUUCCCUGAUACCAGCCAUUGACAUAUUUCCUUAACUCCUCUUCCCCAUGGCUUUCGCCAAAAAAAGAAAGGGAAAGGGAAAGAAAAGGAAUCAGAUUUUGUAAAGUCCUUUAAUAUAUAAGAUAUUUUA
Gracilinanus agilis (Agile Gracile Mouse Opossum) is the source of this 927-nucleotide messenger RNA. RefSeq names its product StAR related lipid transfer domain containing 5 (gene STARD5). Gene Ontology annotation, molecular function: lipid binding. The record is from RefSeq and is a predicted model, not a curated record. The transcript is spliced from 6 exons. Bases 1 to 642 code for a protein of 213 amino acids. Lineage: Eukaryota; Metazoa; Chordata; Mammalia; Didelphimorphia; Didelphidae.